Messenger RNA from Fulvia fulva, 306 nucleotides. RefSeq lists its product as uncharacterized. Bases 1 to 306 code for a protein of 101 amino acids. The transcript has 2 exons. The record is from RefSeq and is a predicted model, not a curated record. Lineage: Eukaryota; Fungi; Ascomycota; Dothideomycetes; Mycosphaerellales; Mycosphaerellaceae.
AUGCCGACUAUCUCGAGCGACAGCCUAGCCCGCCUGCUCGGCACACUACCACAAGAGCUCCCUCAGUACGAUGAGAUCUACGACCUGACCUUCACCUGCGAGCGCACAGUCCACAGCAUCGUCGAGCGACCAUCUCGUGCCAGCUUCAAGAGCAAGCAAAAGGCGCAUCCCAUCCACUUGCUUCACGUGGACCGCGAAAGCCGCAACUUCUACGCCAAGUCAUACUUCGCCACCACAACCAUCUUCUUACUGCGCAUUGGCAUCCACGACCAACCUCGAGCUCAGGGCAGAAAGGUCGUGAAAUGA